Lentinula edodes (shiitake mushroom) is the source of this 1650-nucleotide messenger RNA. RefSeq lists its product as uncharacterized. Gene Ontology annotation, cellular component: cytoplasm. Lineage: Eukaryota; Fungi; Basidiomycota; Agaricomycetes; Agaricales; Omphalotaceae. The record is from RefSeq and is a predicted model, not a curated record. The coding region runs from base 1 to 1650 and encodes 549 amino acids. The transcript has 15 exons. Gene Ontology annotation, molecular function: flavin adenine dinucleotide binding; oxidoreductase activity, acting on NAD(P)H; 2 iron, 2 sulfur cluster binding.
AUGGCCGCAAGAACUAUCGCUGUCCUAGAUGAACAGGAAUUGAAGGAUGGUCAAAUGAAAGAAAUUGAAUUUGACAAAGGAAAAGUCCUGGUUGCACGUCUGGGAGAUAAAAUACACGCUACGAGUGCUUUCUGUACUCAUUAUGGGGCGCCUCUAGCCAAGGGUGUACUGACUGCCGAUGCCAGAGUCGUUUGUCCUUGGCAUGGAGCUUGUUUCAAUCUUUGUAGUGGUGAUAUCGAGGAUGCACCCGCCCCCAGCCCAUUACAUUCCUUCAAAGCAUAUGUCGCAGACGGAAAGAUUCACGUAACGGCCAACCCCGAAUUUACUUUGAAAGAGAAUAUGGGGAGACCUCCCAAACUUUCCACGGCUGGUUUCGAUGCUGUUGGAAAAGGCACGGUUAUCAUCGGAGGCGGAUCGGGUGCUUUCCAAGCCGUUGAAAGCUUACGAGAGCACGGCUACAAAUUCCCAAUUACCGUUAUAUCCAAGGAGCCACAUGCCCCAAUCGACAGGACUAAGCUCAGUAAAGCCUUGAUCACUGAUGCUUCGAAACUCCAGUGGAAGACACCCGCAGACCUCAAAAUCAAAUAUGGUGUUAACCUCAGAGCCGGUGUCACCGUCACAUCUGUUGAACUGCAAGAUCGAAGAGUUAUCCUAGAUGAUGGAAAGGAUAACAUCGUAUAUGAUAAACUUAUUAUUGCUCCUGGCGGUACUCCACGGAAAUUACCCAUUCCUGGCGUUGAUCUCCAAAACGUGUAUACGUUCCGUGGUGUCCAUGAUGCUAAAAAGGUUGACAGUGCGGCAACGGAGGGCAAGAAAGUUGUAUUCAUCGGAAGUUCCUUUAUCAGCAUGGAGCUGGUGACAGCCCUUUCCAAGCGGAAGCUCGCUUCUAUAGAUGUUAUCGGAAUGGAAGAGUAUCCAUUCGAGGUUGUUCUUGGUAAACAAGUCGGCGCUGGACUCAAAAAGUUCCACGAGUCCCAGGGUGUAAAGUUCCACAUGCAGUCCAAAGUUGAGAAGAUAGUACCUCGUGAAGACGAUCCAUCUUUGGCAGGUAGUGUCGUGGUCAACGGCGAGACUCUUCUCGCGGAUUUUGUGAUUAUGGGUGUUGGCGUAGCCCCUGCCACCGAGUUCCUGAAAAGCAGUGGCAUUGAACUUGAAAAGGGUGGAGGUAUUGAGGUCGACGAAUAUCUUCGUGUCGUAAAGCUUCCGGCAGCAAACAUCGAAAAUGUCUUUGCUAUCGGCGACGUUGCAAUCUACCCGCAAGCUGGGGAGCUAGUAAGGAUCGAGCAUUGGAAUGUUGCCGGAAAUCAUGGGAGGGCGGUAGGAAAGACGAUCGCUGGACAGCCGCAACCUUUCGUGAAAACUCCAGUCUUUUGGAGUGCCCAGGGUCAACAGCUACGAUACUGCGGCUAUGCUGCCGGACACGACGAUAUCAUCAUCAAAGGCAAUCCUGAGGAAAUGAAGUUCAUUGCCUACUACGUCAAACAAGGCAAAGUUGUUGCCGUGGCGAGCAUGCAAAAUGAUCCGGUCGUCAGCGCAGCCUCUGAACUACUUCGAUUGGGUUUGAUGCCAUCUCCGAAUGAGCUCAAGGAUGGAAAGGAUUUACUCAGUGUCGAUAUCUCAAGUGUCAGUUCGCUGCCAAAAGUUGAAUAA